Molecule: messenger RNA, 1234 nt
Organism: Arachis stenosperma
Lineage: Eukaryota; Viridiplantae; Streptophyta; Magnoliopsida; Fabales; Fabaceae
Product: RING-H2 finger protein ATL2
Exons: 1
Coding region: 78-932 (284 amino acids)
Biological process (GO): protein ubiquitination
Source: RefSeq, a predicted model, not a curated record
AAACCCAUCUCUUCUUCUUCAUCCAUUAACCUUUUCUUUCUUCUCUCUUUCUCUCUCACACACAGGCAGAAGAAGAGAUGACGAUAAACAACAGCACUCCAAAUCCAAUAACACUCACUGAGGCGAAUUCAAGAGGCUACAAUCUCAGCGGCAAGAUCAUGCUAACCGCCAUUAUCCUCCUCUUCUUUCUCGUUCUCCUCAUGCUCUCUCUCCACCUUUACGCUCGCUGGUACCUUACCCGCGCCCGCCGCCGCCACCACCUCCGCCGCAACCUUCGCCGCCGCCGCACCAACAUCGUCUUUUACAUCGAUACUCCCACUCUCUCCGCUUCCCACGGCCUUGACCCCGCCCUCCUUGACUCUAUUCCCAUCUUCACCUACCACCCGCCAAAUCCGCCGGAAUGCGCCGUCUGCUUAUCGGAGUUCGAACCGGGAGAAACUGGUCGGAUCUUGCCAAAAUGCAACCACGUGUUUCACACCGAUUGCAUAGACAUGUGGUUCCAUUCUCAUACCACGUGUCCGCUGUGCAGAGCUCCUGUGGAGCAUCAACCCGAAGCGGAAACCCGACCCGAAGAAGUUGUUAUAACGGUUUGCGAAAGCGAAACCGGUUCGAGUUCCGGGAUCUGUCCGCAAGAAGUCAACCGGAGUGGAACUGGAACCGGAAGGGAGAGGAGGAAGCUUUCUCCGGUGACGGUGGAGCUUCCGGCGAGGACUAGCGAGGGUUUUAGUGACGAGUCAGGUGGUCACGAGUCGCCGCAGCUGUCAUCGUCGUCGUCGUUUCGUUCUCCGAUGAGUCGAAUGCUUUCGUUCAAAAGAAUCCUCAGCAGGGAACGGAAAGGGAGCGUGUCUCCAGGCGGCAGUGGAAGUUGUAGCACCGCGGCUGAGGUGGGGGACGCAGAGCGAGGUGGUGAAAAAGAGGAGACUCUGAGAUAGGCGAGUUCGUGACUCGGAAUGUGAUGGCGCGGCGAUUGAGCGCGUGGAAUCACGUUCUCUUUGAGGCGGUGUGUGGCGCGUGAAUUUUGGUGGGAUGGAAAAAUCGGGGGAGGUAGUUUGUCUCGCCUUUUUUUUUUUUUUAUCCGAGGAAAUGACAGAGAAUGUUUGAAUCUUGAAUACUAACAGAUAGGGAUAUUACACAAUUUGUUUAUAUUUUUAAUUAUUUUCAUGUAAAUACCCACUCCAUUACCUUUAUGGCUCUAUUAGCAACAUUUUAUAUUGAAAACUAAACGUUAUUCUCA